UGCCAUUCGCUGUAGGCGUAAAGUGCUUGUCGAAUUCAUUGUAAAGUAAAACUUUUAUAAUGGUGGAUCGUUUAGUUAAUAGUGAAGCUAAUGCAAGGAGAAUUGCUAUGGUCGAAAACUGCUUUGGGAGUUCGGGACAGCCUUUAGCAGAGCAAGGAAGAGUCUUGGUUGGUGAAGGUGUCUUGACAAAAAUGUGCAGAAAAAAGCCUAAAGCCAGACAGUUCUUUUUAUUCAAUGACAUUCUAGUGUAUGGAAAUAUUGUGAUAAACAAAAAGAAAUAUAAUAAACAGCAUGUUAUUCCAUUGGAAGAAGUAAAACUGGAAUCACUUAAAGAUGAAGGCCAAUAUCGCAACGGAUGGUUAAUACGCACAGCAUCAAAGUCAUUUGCAGUAUAUGCUGCCACUGCAACAGAAAAAGAGGAAUGGAUGGCACACAUAGAAAAAUGUAUUGAGGACCUUCUAAGGAAGAGUGGCAAGCAGCCGCCUUCAGAGCACGCAGCGGUCUGGGUGCCGGACAACGAAGCGGCCAUCUGCAUGCACUGCAAGAAGACGCAGUUCACCGUUCUUAACAGACGGCAUCACUGCCGCAAGUGCGGGGCCGUGGUUUGCGGGCCUUGCUCGUCGAAGCGCUUCGUGCUGCGCACUCAGAGCGAGAAGCCGCUCCGCGUCUGCCUGCACUGCUACGAUCGGCUCACCAGGGACAAGGCCAGGACCCCUCGGCCCCCGGCGCCCGCCGCCGCCCCCGCGAAGGCCGCCGGAGACGCGGCGGGCUCCGGCGGAGAGUCCUCGCAGGACGACGACAGCGACGACGAAGACGAGAGGCCGGCCGUCGAGGACAAACACGACGAGGGCUUUACGAGCUAUAACGGUGUCAAAAACGGACUCGGAUCCAGAGUGACGACCGUUUAGCGCAAAGUGACAUCGUCCUAAAUUCUACAGUGACGGCGAAAAGACUGAGGAUACCGAAAACCAUUCGUCCAAGGAUUCGACCGAUUCGACCAAAUGAACGGAACGGACCGUCCGUCGCCCGCCCGGCCUAUAAUUAAUGGGCCCUCAUAGAGUAUUUCCGGACGAUGCUAUCGCUUCGGGAGGGGCGUUCGGCGGUCGAAGGCGACGCCGCAGACCCUCGACACACAAGGCCUUCAAAUGUAUAGGGAAUUAGGAAUAUUAUUAAAAUAUUUUUUGAAUUUUUUCGUAAAUACCUCUUUUUAUAUAAAUAUUAAUAAUUUAACACUCACACCUAUUUACAAUCCUUUUAAAACGUCUUCGUUUAUUCCGAUUUUCUUCUUUUUAGCGAGAGUUUUCUAGUGAUACGGUCACGAUCGAUACGAAUUAGCUUUAGGCGUGUUAUUUCAAAACAUAUUAUAUUAUGAUAGUUUAUAUUUUGAUACUAAAUUGUUGAAUUUUCCGAAACAUUUAGUUACGUAAGCGGUUUAUGACGAAAUAUUUAAUUACAAUUGUCCUAAAUAGUACAAAUUUUUUCAAAUCGACUCUCGGUUGAUCGGAGAUUAGACCUUUGAGCCGAACAUAAAUAGCUAAAUGCGAAAUACGAGGAUCAUAAACCGAUUAUGUAGUAUAUGUAUAUCAGAAGUUAGCUUAAGUGAUAGGAUAACUAUAGGGUUAAGUUAUUUAUGAUAAUGGUUUAAGGCCUAAUGUUAAAGUUCUGUUUUGUUUUCAAAAUGAAACAACAUUUUAUUCGUUUUGGUUGACAAAUAUACGAGAGUAUUUUUAA
Messenger RNA from Pieris rapae (cabbage white), 1731 nucleotides. RefSeq names its product pleckstrin homology domain-containing family F member 2 (gene rush). Bases 60 to 908 code for a protein of 282 amino acids. The record is from RefSeq and is a predicted model, not a curated record. Gene Ontology annotation, cellular component: early endosome. NCBI's taxonomy places the organism in Eukaryota, Metazoa, Arthropoda, Insecta, Lepidoptera, Pieridae. The transcript has 8 exons. Gene Ontology annotation, molecular function: metal ion binding; phosphatidylinositol binding.